AUGAACACUAUCUUCAACAAAUUUCUUUGCAAAUUUAUGCUUAUCUUCUUCGACGACAUCUUAAUUUACAACCGCAAUUGGGAAACACACCUGGAACAUUUAACUCAAGUCUUAGCCAUUUUGACAGAGCACAAAUUAUUUGCUAAGUAUUCAAAGUGUGAAUUUGGUGUGAAUAACAUAGCUUACUUGGGACACCUUAUAUCUGCUAACGGGGUUGCUGCCGACCCAGAAAAAUUGAAAGCCAUUCAAGAGUGGCCCUCACCAACUUCCAUUACUCAUCUCCGUGGAUUCUUGGGGCUCACGGGAUUUUACCGUCGCUUUGUCCGCCAUUACGCUGCCAUUGCUGCACCCUUGACAGAGCUACUGAAAAAGAAUGCCUUCACUUGGUCAGAGCAAUCCCAAUAA
Molecule: messenger RNA, 405 nt
Organism: Lathyrus oleraceus (garden pea)
Lineage: Eukaryota; Viridiplantae; Streptophyta; Magnoliopsida; Fabales; Fabaceae
Exons: 1
Coding region: 1-405 (134 amino acids)
Source: RefSeq, a predicted model, not a curated record